Molecule: messenger RNA, 1844 nt
Organism: Taeniopygia guttata (zebra finch)
Lineage: Eukaryota; Metazoa; Chordata; Aves; Passeriformes; Estrildidae
Source: RefSeq, a predicted model, not a curated record
ACUAAUAGUGGGCCCAGAACUCAUCAAAGUGUGACAACUCAUGGCUCUGAGUCCACCUUGGGUCCAUCCUGGGUGCAGCCCUGGCUGGGCUCUUGUGCUGCCCAAGGUGUGUCCUUUGAGGCCUUUUGAUAAAUCCCUGCUUUAUUCUUUCCCCCUGCCCAGCCUCUCCAGGCAGCAGCAGGGUGAGCUCCUCUCUGGGGGUUCUGCUGUGUGCAGGAAGGGAGGCUGCCCUGGGCUGGCCAGUUCCUCCAGCUACUCCCCAUGGGCGUGCUGGGAUGAUGGAUAGCUCAGCAUCUUUGUUCUUUGUUUUCCUCCUGACACUGGCAGAGCUUAAAUCAGGCAGAGAGGGCCUGACAGGUCUCCAGUUACACAAACAAGUGGUGCAGAGACAGGAGUGUGUCGGUGCUGCUCCUGGCAGGGUCUCUCUGGGAGUCAGGGCUGGGAGAGGGGGUGAGGCUUGGAGGUAUUGCAGGAAUGGGGAUGUGACUGCAGGGCUUGGGAUGCUGUCCAGGAACAGCCUCAUGAGGAGCUUAUCACCCUGUGCCCUUUGGGAUGGAUCCUGGCUAAAUAUACUGUGUGUUGUCAGACGCCUCACUAAAAGAAAAUAGAAGCUGUUGGCUUACCUUUGUGCUCCUGCUGCUGCUUUCUCUUAAAAUAAUAACUCUCAGGGCGAUAUUAAUUUGUUCCAGCUUCCAUGGAGCAAUCCCCCGUCUCCCCAAACCUCAACAGGAAUAAAUACGACUGUGGAGGUGCAGCUUCAGCAGGGGAGGAGAUCUCCAGUUGCACGUUAAUGUCAGGUUCUCAGCAGCAGCAUGGAAUCGAGAGGAGCCCAAGCUGUGCUGUGGAAGGUGCUGCUCCUGUACACCCCCAGGAGCAGCUCUGGUCUGCUGGUUGCGUUCCUGGCUUGCCCAAGUGUCGGAAUCUAGAUCAUCGACGACCUCACGAGCCUGGUGGAGAACACGGACGAGCGGCUGCGCAGCCAGACCCGGCACGUGAGGACGGUGGAGAAGAAAUCGGCGUCCUGCGGGAUGCUGGUGGUGAUCGUGCUGCUGCUCAUCGCCAUCGCCGUGGUCGCGCUCUGGCCCACGGGAUAACCCCGACCCCGCUGGAGCUGCUGUGCCUGGGGAGCUCCAGGGCUCGGGAGGGACCUGCUGAGGGCAGGGAACGAACCCCAUCCAUCGCUGGGAAUGACUCCACAGCUGGGAAUGAACUGCAUCCAUCGCUGGGAAUGACUCCACAGCUGGAAACGAACUGCAUCCAUCGUUGGGAUUGAACUCCACAGAUGGGAAUGAACUCUACACCUGGGAAUAAACCCCAUCCAUUGCUGGGAAUAAACUCCACAGCUGGGAAUGAACUCCAUCCAUCGUUGGGAAUGAACCCCACAGCUGGAAUAAUCUCCACUGCAGCAGAGUGAAGCAGCACCCACCAGACAUCCCCCAGGGUAGUUAUUGCUGGGUUACCGAUCCCCAGGGGUAGUGAUUGGUGGGUUAUUGAUCCCCAGGGGUACUUUUUGGUGGGUUAUUGAUCUCCAGGGAUGGGAGCUGGACUCAGCCCAGCCUGUGAGAGUGGAGAGCUUUGCCCUCGUGUGCUCCCCAGGGGCUCUGCCAGCCUGGCCUCGGGAGAUGCACCAGAAUUAACGUCCUCACUGAGCUCUGGCUCUCCCUUUGACAGCUCCUCACACCCUUCUACAGCUGAGAAGAGGGACUGUCUAUUUAAAAACUAAUGAAAAAGAAGUAUUAAAUGUUUGCUUCUGGCCAAGAGAAUAAUUAUUUUGUUACACAUGUCAGUUUGAUUUCAGGAUUAAUCGAGCAAGCAAUAAAUACUGAUUAAAGCGGAUCCAUUUA